CAUACCCGUCCAGCCGUCCUAUUUGUUCAUUUUCCCUAUUGCGUUUCGCGAAAAAGGGAGAAAAAGCUGAGAGAGAGAGAGAGAGAGAGAGAGAGAGAGAGAGGAAAAACGAAAGAGCGAAGAAAACAUGGUUGCCCCGAACCAGGAUACUAGAGAAGAAGUCAUUCAGGCAUGGUACAUGGAUGAUAGUGAUGAGGACCAAAGACUGCCUCAUCACAAGGAUCCUAAGGAAUUUGUAUCAUUGGACCAACUUGCAGAGCUUGGAGUGCUUAGUUGGAGACUUGAUGCUGACAAUUAUGAAACCGAUGAAGAAUUGAAAAAAAUCCGUGAAGAGCGUGGAUAUUCUUACAUGGACAUUAUUGAGGUUUGCCCAGAGAAGCUGCCAAAUUAUGAACAGAAGAUUAAAAACUUCUUUGAAGAACAUCUUCACACUGAUGAGGAGAUCCGCUACUGUGUGGCUGGAAGUGGUUACUUUGAUGUCAGGGAUCAAAAUGACUGCUGGAUUCGUGUCUGGGUGAAGAAAGGGGGAAUGAUUGUCUUGCCUGCAGGAAUUUAUCACCGUUUUACACUGGAUACAGACAACUACAUCAAGGCAAUGCGACUUUUUGUGGGUGAUCCAAUUUGGACUCCAUUCAACCGUCCACAUGAUCAUCUACCAGCAAGGUAUGCUGCUUUCUCAUUUUCACAGUUAUUGGUAACUUUUGUUCUGCACUGUGUUGCCAAUCGAAAAUUCAAGAUUCUUUGUUAGAGUCUUGUAAUGUGGACCUGAAUUACAGGAAAGAGUAUCUCAAAGCUUUUGUGCACAAUGAAGCCAGUGAUCAUGCUGUUGAUGCCGCUGCAUAAAAUCUGCUGCUGCUUGUAAAAUCAAAUAAAGGGCUCUGUUAGCUUCAAUAAGAAUACAUAUGUUUGUAUGGCUUGAAGACGUAUAAUUUUCUACCCCUUUGCAUAUUUGGUGUACUAAGACAGCAACAUAUGUAUGCUUUUCAACAUGGAAUAAAUGUAUAGUACGCAAUUUUAAUA
Molecule: messenger RNA, 1020 nt
Organism: Hevea brasiliensis (rubber tree)
Lineage: Eukaryota; Viridiplantae; Streptophyta; Magnoliopsida; Malpighiales; Euphorbiaceae
Product: acireductone dioxygenase 2
Exons: 6
Coding region: 128-748 (206 amino acids)
Molecular function (GO): acireductone dioxygenase [iron(II)-requiring] activity
Source: RefSeq, a predicted model, not a curated record